CUUUGAUUUGGCCCAUCAGCACAACACAACACAUCUAUAAAAUGCCUUUGGGAAAUUCGUCACCGGAGAAUAAAACGGAAGCAACGUUAAAGAUUCCAUUCGACUCGGCGAAACACGCUGAAAUAGCCUUCAGAGUUCUAAAGGUGGACCAAGAACCGAAAAGGAAUUUCGUCAAAAAGGAACUUACUUUGAAUGGAAGUGUUCUCGAGGUGCAUUUGGAGGCUGAUCAAGUGAAAAGUCUACGCACUGCAAUAACGUCAUUUUUUGAGAAUUUCCUACUGUGCUCCGAAACUCUAAAAGCUUUUGAUGCCGGAGCACUCGCCAGCGCCAACUCCGCAUAG
Stomoxys calcitrans (stable fly) is the source of this 341-nucleotide messenger RNA. RefSeq lists its product as uncharacterized. The record is from RefSeq and is a predicted model, not a curated record. NCBI's taxonomy places the organism in Eukaryota, Metazoa, Arthropoda, Insecta, Diptera, Muscidae. The transcript has 2 exons. Gene Ontology annotation, cellular component: EKC/KEOPS complex. The coding region runs from base 42 to 341 and encodes 99 amino acids.